AUCCCAAGAGCUGCGGCACUGAGGAGCUCUCCCCAUCCCGACUGCCCCAUAGCAAAGAUGAGGCUCAGACCCAUAGAUCCCAGCUGCCCCAUAGCAAAGACAGGGCUCAGCCCCAUAGAUCCCAGCUGCCCCAUAGCAAGAACGGGGCUCAGCCCCCCAAGUCCCAGCUGCCCCACACCAUGGACAAAGCUCAGCCCCACAGCAAGGGCACGGCUCAGCCCCAUAGCAUGGAUGCAGAUCAGCCCCAUAACAAGGACGUGGCUCAGCCCCAUAACAAGGAUGCAGCUCAGCCCCAUAGCGUGGAUGCGGCUCAGCCCCAUAGCGUGGAUGCAGAUCAGCCCCAUAACAAGGACGUGGCUCAGCCCCAUAACAAGGAUGCAGCUCAGCCCCAUAGCGUGGAUGCAGCUCAGCCCCACAGCAAGGAUGUGGCUCAGCCCCAUAGCAAGGAUGUGGCUCAGCCCCAUAACAAGGACACGGCUCAGCCCCACAGCAAGGAUGCAGCUCAGCCCCAUAGCGUGGAUACAGAUCAGCCCCACAACAAGGAUGUGGCUCAGCCCCACAGCAAGGACACGGCUCAGCCCCAUAGCGUGGAUGCAGAUCAGCCCCACAGCAAGGAUGCAGCUCAGCCCCACAGCAAGGACGCAGCUCAGCCCCACAGCAAGGAUGCAGCUCAGCCCCAUAGCAAGGAUGCGGCUCAGCCCCAUAGCGUGGAUGUGGCUCAGCCCCACAACAAGGACAUGGCUCAGCCCCAUAGCAAGGAUGCGGCUCAGCCCCAUAACAAGGACACGGCUCAGCCCCACAACAAGGAUGCAGCUCAGCCCCACAAAAAGGAUGCAGCUCAGCCCCAUAGCAAGGAUGCAGCUCAGCCCCAUAGCGUGGAUGUGGCUCAGCCCCAUAGCAAGGAUGCAGCUCAGCCCCACAGCAAGGACACAGCUCAGCCCCACAGCAAGGAUGCAGCUCAGCCCCAUAGCGUGGAUGUGGCUCAGCCCCACAACAAGGACAUGGCUCAGCCCCAUAGCAAGGAUGUGGCUCAGCCCCACACGGACCGCCUCAGCCCAGCGCCGCCCCACAGCGAGGAGAGGGCUGAGCCCCCCCAGCCCGGCCCCAGAGCAGAUGAAAGGGACCGCGUGCAGAAGAAGACCUUCACCAAAUGGGUCAACAAACACCUCCUCAAGCACCCGUGCAAAAAGGCGCAGCGCCACAUCCAGGAUCUGUACGAGGACCUCCGGGACGGCCAUAACCUCAUCUCACUGCUCGAAGUGCUCUCGGGGGACACUCUGCCCCGGGAGCGCGAUGUCAUCAGGAGGUUACGCCUGCCGCGCGAGAAGGGCCGAAUGCGCUUCCACAAACUGCAGAACGUGCAGAUGGCGCUGGACUACCUGCGGCACCGCCAGGUGAAGUUGGUGAACAUCCGCAAUGAUGACAUCGCCGAUGGGAACCCCAAACUGACGCUGGGCCUCAUCUGGACCAUCAUCCUACACUUCCAGAUCUCGGACAUCCAGGUGUCGGGGCAGUCGGAGGACAUGACUGCGAAGGAGAAGCUGCUGCUGUGGGCGCAGCGGGCGGUGCAGCCGUACCCGGGGCUGCGCUGCGAGAACUUCAGCAGCAGUUGGAGGGACGGCCGCCUCUUCAACGCCAUCAUCCACAGCCAUCGGCCGCACCUGGUGGAUAUGGGGCGGGUGCAGCAGCAGAGCAGCCUGCAGAACCUGGAGCAGGCAUUCAGCGUGGCCGAGAGCGAGCUGGGGGUCACCAGGCUGCUGGACCCCGAGGACGUGGCGGUGGCGCAGCCGGACGAGAAGUCCAUCAUUACGUACGUCUCGUCGCUGUACGACGCUCUGCCGCGGCGCGACCACACCGACAGCGCGACCGACGAGCUGCAGCUGCGCUGGCAGCAGUACUACAGCGCGGUGACGCUGCUGCUGCAAUGGAUGCGGCACCACACGGCGCUGUUCCGCGAACACCGCAUCCCCGGAAGCCACGAAGAGGUGGAGGUUCUGUGGCGGCAGUUCCUGCGGCUGAAGGAGACGGAGCUGCCGGCCAAGGAGGCGGAUAAGGAGAGGGCCAGGGCUCAGUUCCAGGCGCUGGAGAGCGCGGUGCAGUCGGGGCGGCUGCAGGUGCCCCCCGGGUACCACCCCCUGGACGUGGAGAAGGAGUGGGGGGAGCUGCAUGCGGCGCUGCUGCAGCGCGAGAAGCUGCUGAGGCAGGAAUGCGACAGGUUGGAGCGGCUGCAGCGCAUUGUGACAAAGCUGCAGACGGAGGCGGGGCUGUGCGAGGAGCAGCUCAACCAGGCUGAUGCACUGCUGCAGGCGGUGAGUGGGGGCUGCAGAGGUGCAGCAGUGCGUGGUGCAGUGUGUGAUGUAAUGCUGCACGGUGCAGUGCGUGGUGCAGCAAUGCACGGGGCAGCAAUUGCAUGGGGCAGCAAUUGCAUGGUGCGAGGCUACACAGCACAUGGUGCAUCAAUGCAUGGUGCAAUGCAUGGUGCAGCACUGCGUGGUGCAAUGUGGGGUGCAGUACUGCGUGGUGCAAUGCAUGGUGCAAUGCUGCACGGAGCACCACAUGGCGCAUCAAUGCGUGCUGCAAUGCAUGGUGCAACACUGCGUGCUGCAAUGCAUGGUGCAACUCUGCAUGGAGCACCACAUGGUGCACCAAUGCAUGGUGCAAUGCAUGGUGCAGCACUGUGUGGUGCAAUGUGGGGUGCAGCAUUGCAUGGUGCAAUGCAUGAUGUAAUGCCGCACGGUGCAGUGCAUGGGGCAGCAAUGCAUGGGGCAGCAAUUGCAUGGUGCGAGGGUACAUGGUGCAGCACAUGGUUGCAACAGUGCAUGAAGCACCACAUGGUGCAUCAAUGCGUGGUGCAAUGCAUGGUGCAGUACCGUGUGGUGCAAUGAAUGGUGCAGUGCUGC
Gallus gallus (chicken) is the source of this 2900-nucleotide messenger RNA. RefSeq names its product plectin-like. The coding region runs from base 180 to 2885 and encodes 901 amino acids. The record is from RefSeq and is a predicted model, not a curated record. Gene Ontology annotation, biological process: actin cytoskeleton organization. Gene Ontology annotation, molecular function: actin filament binding. Gene Ontology annotation, cellular component: cortical actin cytoskeleton; cell projection; plasma membrane. The transcript is spliced from 14 exons. Lineage: Eukaryota; Metazoa; Chordata; Aves; Galliformes; Phasianidae.